This is a messenger RNA of Beta vulgaris subsp. vulgaris (sugar beet), 3278 nucleotides long. RefSeq names its product probable ADP-ribosylation factor GTPase-activating protein AGD14. The transcript has 8 exons. The annotation marks the transcript as partial. Gene Ontology annotation, molecular function: GTPase activator activity. The record is from RefSeq and is a predicted model, not a curated record. Lineage: Eukaryota; Viridiplantae; Streptophyta; Magnoliopsida; Caryophyllales; Amaranthaceae.
UUCACGCACGCAUCGCGUGCAAAGAAGGCUAGUACUGAAGACCGAUUAAACAGAAAGCAAGUGGGUUCUCUUACUAGAAAGCCUGGCUCAGAUCACAAUCUAUUUGAGAGGAAGGCUGCAAGCUUCUUGUAUAGUCCUGGUCGUCUAAGUGAGCAUCUGUAUGAGGACAGAUUUGCAAAUGAAGGAUCGAGCUCACGGGUUUCAGACUACUCCUUGUCAAGCGGUGGUGAUCCAUUCAAGUCUGCACCACAGUCACCAAAUCUUCAGACCGAUGAUGGGUUUUCAAGUCCUACCUCUGAUUCCUCUAGGGAAAUUGUUGAUGGCCUCAAUCGCACGUAUUCGGAAACAUUUGCAAAGAGAGACAUUCCUUUACCACGACCACAGAGAACUAUGUCUUCAGUGAGUGUUGGAUCAUUUGAGAAGAAUUCUGCGUCUCUUCCAUCAAUUGAUUCUGGUAGUUCGUUUGAUGCUUUUCCGGAGCCCAAUCAUUCAAAUGCCACCACUCAAAAUAAAGUCUCUACCAUUCUAUCUCCCUCACAAUUGCCUGUUGAAAGUGUUGGUGGAUUGAAUUUCUUUGAGGAUGCAUCAGGAAUGCCGGCACCGAAUUCAGCUCUGAGUUUUGAUCUGUUUCAAGCAUCAAGAGUUGAAUCUGUUGCAUCAGUGGAUUUGUUUCAAUUUCCUGCAGAUUCUUCAGCUUUGUCUAAAAAAUUUCCCCAAACAUCCUGCUCCUCAUCUUCAAGUUUCCUUCCUCAGACAUCUCAGAAUCCUACUGUUCCUAAUUUACACCAAAAGCUACCCGAGUCAUCAGAACCAAGUAAUGAGGGGUGGGCCACAUUUGAUGCGCCUCAGCAUGGUGAUAUCCCUGGUACUAAUACCGUAGAUACUGUUGGCUCUGAAGCUGGAUCAGAAGGUGGAAUUACUUUAUCAAAUUUAAAUUAUGUUCCAUCCUCAAAUGCCGGGUUGCAGUGGCCGGAAUUCCAGAGUUCCUCCACUCAGUCGCCUCCGUUUUUGGUGUCUAAUCCAUUGAAGGGCCUGCAGACUGUUCAUGAACCUGCCAACAUGCCAAGUAGUCAGGUGUGGAAAGCCUUUGAUGAAGGCAAUGUACAACAGCCCCACAGUAUAGACAUGCAAGGCUUGAAUUCACAAGUUUCUUUCGACAAUACGUCCUCUAGUACUGAUCUAUUUUUUGGCUUGAAAACUUCACAGGAUUCUAGUAUAGAUGGGCUUCAGCAAAUUGCACCUACUGAAGGAUUCUCAUUUCCAAUAUUACCAUCAUUCGUUGAACCAAUGCAUCCUUUCAUGAGUGAUGAAGCAAGUGCUCGGCAGAAUUCUGUUAAUCCGUUUGAUGUGCCAUUUGAUUCUGAAUUGGAAGCACACAAUUCGUUUUUGGACAUGAGUACUCUUCAAGCUGCACUUCCCAAUAAGUCGCUACCACCCUCGUAUAUGAGUAGCAUAAACGAGCCAUGGUUUCCAGGAAAUUCUGUGGCUUCUCCAGGUGGGAUUUCAUACAUGACAGUACAGGCUCCAAGCUCUCAGUUGCAGUCUAAAAGAACAGGUACUCCAGUUCCGAAUGAUCCUGAUCUUGAGAAAACCAUCCGGCUGCUCAAGAAGACACAAAAGAAGAAAAAGCAAUCUGUUAAUAAGGGAAAACACACAGAAGAACCAACAGAACCAAUCAUGCCUCAUAAGUCAUUGAAGUCUUAUGGGGUACCUUCUCCUGGCAAUAUUCCCACAGGCCCUACUAUGCUUGAUAUACAAGCAGUCAACUUCGAAAUCAAGCCUGCCCUCAUUAAUAUGAUCCAGCAGAAUCAGUUUGGUGAGCAUCCAUCUGAAGACCCUGCAAAUCAUUUACAAUGGUUUCAACAACUCUGUCGUACCGUUAAGCAUCAAGGGGUUGAUCAGUGAAGGUCAUGGUCUUCGAAUUUUCAUUAAAGGACAAGGCACAGAAGUGGCUGAGCGAUGUCAAUGAAACUGAGUGGAGUGCUAUAUCUGAAGCAUUCCUGAAAGAGUACUACCCUCCCACCAAGACUGCAGAAAUAAGACAUAAGCUUGCCACCUUCCAAUAAGAACCCGAUGAAACACUGAAGGAAGCAUGGAAUAGGUUCAAGGAUCUGCAGAGAGAAUGCCCACACCACAAUCUGGAUAAGUGGUUCAUCACCCAAGCAUUCUACAAUGGUCUACAACCUCAUAUCAAGAGCACGAUUGAUUCAUCUACAGGGGGUGUCUUCCUAGAUAAGGGGGUAGAUGAAGGAUACGAUUUUCUGGCCAACUUAGCAGCGAAUGAUCAUAGUUCCUCUAGAACUAUUACAAAGAAAAAGUUGGAUGCUGAUGCAUAUGCCUUGUUGUCCUCACAAGUCGCACAGUUGAGCAUGAAGAUGGACUCACUGAAAUCUUCGCAGUCUAGUACUCCUCCCAUUAGUAUUAAUGCGAUGUCUUCCAUGGCUCCUAUUACUUCCUCCUUUUGUGAAGUGUGUGGUGUUCAAGGCCACUUUGGUCAUGAUUGUUGCUACAGUCAACCUGAUCCGAAUCAGAUAGAGCAUGCAAAUGCUUUUCAGCAGAGACCACACAACCCGUACUCUAACACUUACAACCCAGGUUGGAGAGAUCACCCCAAUUUUUCCUAUUAGAACAACAAUGUUCUGAAUCCUCAACCUCCACCACAAUCUUCCUACCAACCACCAUAUCAAAACCCACCACAACAUGCUGCUAGACAACCAUACUAUCAAGGUGCUCCUCAGAACUCCCCUCCUGGUUUUAAAAGGCCUUCACACCAAGGCUAUCAGCAGCAAGCUCCUCAUAAUACCAGCUCUCAAGAGCCUACUAUGUCUGAUCUAAUGAAAAUGAUGGUUUCCAUGCAGAAAAAUCAUGAGAAGAGCAUCAAGGAGCUGAAGAACACCACAAAGCAUUUGGAGACUCAACUUCCUCAAGUGGCAGGAAAUAAUGCACAAAGGCAACCAGGUCAUCUGCCGGGGCAACCAAUUCCUAAAGAAACUGCUAAUGCUGUCACUCUUCGAAGCGGUACACAAUAUGAUGCCCCACCUAUGCCUACUGAUGAUUCAGUACCUCCAGUUCAGAAUGAUGUUGUGGAUGACAAUGAAGGUGAGGAUAGCUCCAGAACUGAAGUUGAGCGCGGGAAAGUGGAUGACGCAGAGAUCCGCAAGGAGAAGGUUACUGAUUCUCCUACUCCACCACUCCCUUUCCCCCAUAGGAUGAAAAAAUCAAAGGUCGAUCAACAACUUGGUAAAUUUAUGUCUAUGGUCAAAAAUCUUGAGGUAACA